GACCUGAUUAGACAGGACGCUCCCUUCGCACGCUCCUCUGCCCCCCCCAUGCUCCCUCCUUGGCAGAAAAUAAAUAAAUAAAUAAAUAAAAAUAAAGUCAAUUAUACAACAGCCGCUAUACCCCGCCUCUCGCUCCUUCCUCUCGCCACAAGAGCCGCCGCCUCCCCUCCACAUGCACUGCAGUCCCGGGCCCCGGCGAACCGGUUCCAGCCAUGUCGGCGGGGAAUGCAGCGGCCGGCGGCGGCGUUGGAGCGGCAGGUGAACGGGCAGGAGAUGCGGCGCUGGAGGAGAACCUCCCCACCGGGCCGCCAGCCGGUUCCUCCUCUGCGGCCGGCUCAGCCGCUGGCCCGGCCUCGGGCCCCCAGGGGGCUGUAACGGAGAUGCCCCGGAAACGCAAGGGCAGCACGGACCUCCAAGAUCCAGCAGAGGUGGACAUGGAAGACGACCAAGACAAGUCCGAAGGGGAGGACCAGCAUGUCAAGGUCAAAUGCUUCAGGGAGCCCCACAGCCAAAUCGAGAAACGUAGACGGGACAAGAUGAACAGCCUGAUCGAUGAGCUGUCGGCCAUGAUCCCCACGUGUCACCCAGUGUCCCGCCGGCUGGAUAAGCUCACCGUGCUGCGCAUGGCCGUCCAGCACCUCAAGUCUGUAAGAGGUGCCACCAACUCCUUUGCAGAAGCCAGCUAUAAGCGUUCAUUCUUGCCUGAUGAUGAACUGAAGCACCUAGUUCUCAGGGCUGCAGACGGAUUCCUAUUUGUCGUGAGCUGUGACCGGGGAAAAAUCCUCUUUGUGUCUGAGACGGUCUCAAAAAUACUGAACUACAGCCGGACUGACUGGAUUGGUCAGAGCCUCUUCGACUAUGUUCACCCCAAGGACAUGGGCAAGGUCAAGGAGCAGCUGUCAGCUUGCGACCUCCACCCCCGGGAUCGUCUUGUAGAUACCAAAACGGGUCUCCAGGUCCAGGCCGACAUCCCAGUUGGGGCGGCCCGCCUCUGCUCUGGGGCUCGCAGAUCCUUCUUCUGCCGCAUGAAGUACAACCGCGUGGUGGUCAAGUUGGAGGAGAAGGGCUUCCAAGCCGGCAUCUCGAAGAAGAAAGAGUCCCAGCGGUACUGCACCGUACACUGUACAGGCUACAUGCGCAGCUGGCCGGCCAGCCAGCUAGAGGCAGAAGUGGAGGGCGACGUGGACAAAGACGGCUCGCACUUCAGCUGCCUGGUGGCGGUGGGCAGGGUACACGCCCCCAUGGCUCUGCAGGCCAACGGAGAGGUCAGGGUCCAGCCCAACGUGUUCAUCACCCGCUGUGCCAUGGAUGGCAAAUUUACCUUUGUGGAUCAACGAGCGACCACCGUCCUGGGCUACCUGCCCCAGGAGCUGCUUGGCACGUCCUGCUACGAGUACUUCCACCAGGAUGAUUUGCCGCACUUGGCAGACAGACAUAGGAAAGUACUGAGGAGUAAAGAGAAGAUCGAAACGAACUGCUAUAAGUUUAAAACAAAAUACGGCUCUUUUGUCACUCUGCAAAGUCAGUGGUUUAGUUUUAUAAAUCCCUGGACCAAAGAAAUGGAAUAUAUAGUAUCAACCAAUACUGUCAUAUCGGGUCACUCAGGAGCAGCUGGGGAGAAAUCGGACCAGCCAGCUCAGCCUAAGGCUUCCGAAGAUGAUGCCAGAAAGGUGUUUCCCAUCAUUCCGGGCAUUUCCAGUGGAUCUGGCUCCAUGAUAUACGCUGGCAGCAUUGGCACCCAAAUUGCCAACGAACUGCUGGACUUUAACAGAAUGAACUCAUCGCCAUUAAGUGGCAACACCAGCCCCUUUAGGAUGCAGGAUAAGAGCCACUUGGCCCUUGCAGCUACCAGUGCUAAUGUGCCAAAUGGAGAGCUUACAGGCAUGGAGCACCCUGGCAAGUCUGGUCCAGUUGGGGAGCAUCGUGGGCAGCAGUUUCCUACAUCAGAAGCCGUCACGGGUGAUCACACCCAGCUGGACUUGGACAGCAUGGUGGGGCCCAGCCUCGGGACACUGAACAACGAUGAGGCAGCCAUGGCCGUGAUCAUGAGCCUGCUGGAGACCGAUGCCAACCUGGGCGAAGCCGUGGACUUCGACGAGAUGCACUGGUCCCUCUAGAGCUCGACCUCCUGCUCUGCUGUCGGGUUCUUUCACACUAUUUUAGUACUCGGCAGUCUUCACUAUGCAGCGACCAGUGUUUUUUUUGCCAUUUAAAAAUUUGUAUUUAUUUGUUUUUGAAGGGGGGGGGAGGGUUUAUUAUUCCAAAGAAGGGCAGGGUAUGACUACUGCGUUAUAUUAGAAGCAGCAAAGCGGUCACCAUAGCCCUCUCCCAGCCUGAUUGCAUUGUACAGCUGUGCCUCAGGUGAGAAUAUCAAGCCCACUUGUCUACGUUCAUUCUCAGACCGUGAACUUCAUGACGAUGGACCCUUGUGUUAAACACAAAGGACACCUGAUGGACCCCCCUUUCUUGGUUCCCCACUUCAAAUAAGGAUAUAUGUAGUGAAGCACAAGAAUGGGAGGAUACAGGAGGGCACUGAGGCAGGUAUAGGGCAGGUCCUGGAGGCCCACUGGAGUGGGUGUCACAUGACUUCAGGGGUGGUGAGUGUUCAGUAAGAAAAGGCAGCUCCUCUCAACAACCCCACUCUACCUUUAGCUUUACACCGAAUGAGCCACGUGAAUCCAGCAGAAACCCACACCACCAGCAAACCACCGGCUUCCCAUCUACCUUGACCUUUGACCCACAGCCAGCAGCAGGAGGACGGUGUUGGGGUGCAGAGCUUGCAGAGUUGCAUGGAAGCAGGACAUUGCACUCAUCGCGACGUGAAUGGCACUGCGUUCAAGUUGGCAGGUGUCUAACUCAGGGAGCAGCAGGAAGGUGGUGACUACCUGCCGAUCACGCAAAUCGUUUACCACUGGUGUUUCGUAUCGUACACCUUGGGCCGUGUCCCGCUGGUGGCCGUUCGCAUGAGCAUGAACCUGGUCCUGAUGUGAAUUCUCCACGUAUCUUACCGUACCUCUUCUGCUGCGAGUCUGGCUUUUGCCCACGAUUCACAAAGGUUGAUUUGGCUUAUGGCUUCACAUAGGAUGUCCAGAGUGGUAACGUGAACAAAAGGUCCAGUAUUUAACUGUGCUUACUUUCCAUACUGGUUAUUCUCCCCUCUAUGGAUGGCUAGGGCCAAAUGAAAUGGAUACAAAUCAUGGUGGCAUGGGCAUAUCGAUUUCAAACUGCGGUGUUUAACUGCAUUUACCAUGAGUGUGGUCUGAUGAACAUGGCUUCCAGCAUCUGUUAUGUGGUGGCUGUAGGAUUUCCUGUAUAUAUUUUGUUUGUGUUUGUAUUUUGAUGGAUUGCUCUAAAAGUGGGGGUAGUUUGCAGUUUAAUAAUGGACAUUGGUAAAAGCAAUCCAGGGAAAAUAGAGGAUUAACAUGGGAUGCGACCAAUUUGGAUCUUCUAGCAGUAGAAAGACACUGAGGUGGAAUCUGGCUUAAUAUUCUGGGUGUGGAGUUUACUGCUACAGCAUGACAGCCAUAUAUAUCUGUGGGAGGAUCUUUCACUCGAUACCAGAACCUCAAGAAAGUUGCAUUUUAUGUUCCGUUUGCUGCUCCGUGUUCAAGUCUACCUCCUAUUUCUGUUCCCGUCUGAGGAUUUAAAAUUGUAUUUGUGCCAGUACACCUUACUGUAGGUGGGCCUUUUUGGAACUGGUGCAGAGGAGCUGGCCGUGGGUUUCUCAGCCCUGGGCUCGAGAUGGCUGCAUAGGAAACGGACCAAGGCGCUGCCUUGCUCAGAUGUGCCUUGCAAACUUUCUGCCCCGCACUGCACACAGAUUGACUUGCGCUGCAGGAACCGAAACCUUUUCCCUCACAGCACGCGGCCAGUGACCCUGGCAGUCAGGGGUACAUCCCUGAAAGGUUUUUCACUGUUAGACACCGUGUUGGAACAAACUCUUAAGAAGCUAUUUAAGUACUAGCAAUAGGCAGACACUGGUUGUUUAACAGCCAUCCGAGGAUACUUGAGGCUUAAAGUAUAGUGUCCGAUAGCUCCCCUUUGGAGUAUGUGAGUAAGUGCUUAACUCCAAAAGCCUUUUCCAAACCAGGCAGUCAAGAUACCAGAAUGUGCCAUAAUGAUGGUACGUGCUGCACUGAGGUAGGGGUUCGAAGACAUUUCUCGGUUAAAGUACUGUACGUGUGCUCUGGGUGGGGUGCCCAGGACACCAAAGGUGUGUGGUGCACCAUUACACGCUAAUCAGCAGAGCACUCACUUUACUAAUCCAGUCUGAAAUUAAAUAUAGCAACUUCUAUCUUAGACUUGAAAUAUGAAGUGGUAAGAUUUUUUUGUAGUAGUAGAAGUUUGUCCCCUUUGAAUAUUUUGCAUGCCGCUCUUUUUGUACCAUUUGUUUUCUACUUAUGUUCGUUUUAUGGGGAAAAGCUGUGUGUGUUUGCCUUAAUGGACGAUGUGAACGAGAUAUACACCCUUCCUGUCCAUUAUGCCCUACUCCUGCUAUCCCACAAUGCCUUGCUCCACGUACGGGGUGAUGGUAGUCGGCGAGUGCUGAGAGCGGCAGGGGGUGGACCGCAACGAGAGCCCUGGCUGUCUGUUACGCUCUCGUGGAUGAAGAUGCUCAUCAGCUGACCGUGACAUAACUGCUGCUGUUAAGAGGCGCACGCCUGGUGGGCCGUCCUGUAGGAACAUUUCAAAUAAACAUUAGUGUCCCCUAAA
Paramormyrops kingsleyae is the source of this 4713-nucleotide messenger RNA. RefSeq names its product basic helix-loop-helix ARNT like 2 (gene bmal2). NCBI's taxonomy places the organism in Eukaryota, Metazoa, Chordata, Actinopteri, Osteoglossiformes, Mormyridae. Gene Ontology annotation, biological process: regulation of DNA-templated transcription. Gene Ontology annotation, cellular component: nucleus; cytoplasm; transcription regulator complex. The record is from RefSeq and is a predicted model, not a curated record. Gene Ontology annotation, molecular function: protein dimerization activity; DNA-binding transcription factor activity.